AUGGAGAAGAAACCCAAUUUCAGAAAGAAGGGCUAUGACCAAUAUUUGUCCAUCUUCGUCUUGUCCUUCCUCUUUUGCUACAUAGUCCUUAACCUCCAUUUCUUUGCCUCUGGUGGGGCCAAGAGUGCGGUCUUCUCUCUAUUCAUAGCCACCACGAACUUCCAGCUCAUUCCUGCGUCCCAACUGCAACCGAUGAGAGGAGUAGUGUGGAUCCUUGUUCGGGUUGAUAAAUCUAUGUUCGCAAUCUACCCCACCGGCUUCGGGCCCAAGUUUGACAGCCCAAGAGAGAUCCUCUCCAAUGGUAGUUGGUACUCCACGUGCCAGUUCUUCCUCGAGCCCAUAUUCGAAGCCCGGAUGAAGCAACACGGGUGCCUUCCAAAUGACUCUUCCUUGGCCUCAGCCAUUUACAUUCCAUUCUACGCGGGCCUCGAUAUUGGCAGGUGCAUCCCCGUUUUCUUCCACCCAGGGUCAGCUUAUGUGCAGUAUUUAUGUUACUUCCCAAGUAACUACACCAAGUACUCAGUAUUUAUACCCGAGGAGGAUGUGAGGAGCCGGAGAGUUAACAUUCGUCGGAGGCUGAUGUGCAUCUUGAGCAUUGAAGUGGAGGCGAUGCGAGAGGAGGUGAUAGGGAUGAUUCCUAGGAUUGUGUAUGCAAAUCCUAGGAAUGGUGGAUUGCCUGACUUUGAGGAUGCUUUUGACGUAGCAAUCAAGGGGGUCCCUAGGAGGAUAGAGGAACUAGGAGGAGGAUUUCUGAAAGGAAGGAUCCCAGUCUUGAGUUUUCUGAUUGGGAUAGGAGGAAAUUGA
Messenger RNA from Punica granatum (pomegranate), 804 nucleotides. The record is from RefSeq and is a predicted model, not a curated record. Lineage: Eukaryota; Viridiplantae; Streptophyta; Magnoliopsida; Myrtales; Lythraceae.